This is a messenger RNA of Diversispora eburnea, 435 nucleotides long. NCBI's taxonomy places the organism in Eukaryota, Fungi, Glomeromycota, Glomeromycetes, Diversisporales, Diversisporaceae. The record is from the annotation of a GenBank genome assembly.
AUGAAUCGACUUAGAAUUGCCACUAAAAUUGUUCCUAAAACAAUUCUGACCAAUAAUUUAACUUGUCAUAAUUCUUAUAUGGGUCAAACCUUGUCAUACAAAGGUUUGCGUUUUUAUUCCGCGGCCCAUGAGGAAGAAUCUUUUGAAAAGCUUACGUCACGCUAUGUGAAAUUCUUUGAAGGUGUUGAUGAUCGUUUUGAAUUGCAAAGAGGUCUUAACAAUUGUUUCGCCUAUGAUUUGGUACCAGCACCUGAGGUUAUUGAAGCUUCUCUCAGGGCUGCAAGACGUGUGAAUGAUUUCUCAACUGCAGUUCGCGUUUUUGAAGGAGUCAAGAAUAAAGUUGAAAAUGAUAAUCAAUAUAAACAAUAUUUAGAAGAAUUGAGACCUGUCAAAGAGGAAUUAGGAGUUUUGACUAAAGAGGAGUUGGGCUUUUAG